CAGAGUGUGCAUUUUAAGAAGAAAAUCAAUCAUUUACAGCACCACAAUUUCUCCUACGGUCUUGGAUACUACAUUGGAUAACGGGACUACACUCAUGUCUGAGACGAAACACCAGCAGCUUAAGGUGCCCUACGAUGGAAAAGAGAGUAACGAUGGGGACGAGAAUCAAGUGCGAGGCAAUUGGUCAAAUCACAUGGAUUUCUUAUUGUCUGUCAUUGGAUAUUCAGUUGGCCUUGGCAACGUGUGGAGGUUUCCGUAUCUGUGCUACAGGAACGGUGGAGGUGCAUUCCUUGUGCCAUAUUUGUUGAUGUUAUUCAUCGCUGGGAUUCCCUUGUACAUUAUGGAGGUUGGGCACGGUCAGUUCAGCAGUAAAGGAUGCAUUGGUGCUUGGUCAAUUGCGCCCAUCUUCAGAGGUCUUGGUUAUUCCAUGUGCUGCAUUACUGUUCUGUGCUGUAUUUACUACAAUGUCAUCAUUGGUUACACAAUAUUCUACAUGUACUCUUCCUUUACAUCUGUUUUACCAUGGAAGACAUGUAAUAAUACGUGGAAUACAGAGAAUUGUAUGACAGCAAACUUCACAGCCGAAUCUACACGUCCAUCCUCGGAAUUCUGGAACAACCAAGUUUUGGCCAGGUCUGAAGGAAUGCAUGACAUGGGUCCAAUCAGAUGGCAGAAUCUACUGUGUUUAGUCAUCGCCUGGGUCAUUGUAUUCAUUUGUAUCUCAAAAGGGGUCAAGUCAUCGGGAAAGGUUGUUUACUUCACAGCCACCUUUCCGUACAUUGUUUUGCUUAUUCUCUUGGUACGAGGCUUGACUCUAGAGGGCUCGUUAGAAGGUGUAUUGUUCUACAUCAGACCAGACUUUUCAAGACUUGCUGAUGCUAACGUUUGGAAAGAUGGUGCUGUACAGGUUUUCUAUUCAUUGGGCCCUGCAUGGGGAGGUCUUCACACCAUGGCAAGCUAUAACCGCUUCCACAAUAAUUACUACAGGGAUUCGUUAAUACUGGCAUUCAUAAACUGCGGCACCAGUAUCCUGGCUGGAUUUGUCAUCUUCUCUGUGGUGGGAUUUAUGGCAAAUGAUAUGCAGCUCCCCAUUCACAACGUCACUGAUACUGGCCCUGGGCUUGCGUUUGUGGCUUACCCAGAAGCCUUAGCUCGGAUGCCCAUUGCUCCGCUAUGGUCCGUCUUGUUCUUCUUCAUGCUCUUCACCCUGGGUCUGGACAGUCAGUUUGUGAUGAUGGAGACGGUAAUCACAGCCAUAUGUGAUGAGCUGCAAACAUUCUUCCCUCGUAUCUUCAAAUAUAAGAUAUGGAUCACCCUGGUAACGUGCAUCACCUGCUUCCUGCUGGCCCUACCCAUGGUGACAAACGGUGGUAUCUAUUUGUUCUCAUUGAUGGAGUCAUACUCGGCAGGAUUUUCUAUUUUAAUCAUCGGUUUUGUGGAAGCUAUCGUUAUUGGCUACUUAUACGGAGCAAAUCGGUUUAUGGCCGACAUGAAAGUUAUGCUUGGAUUCAAGCUCAGCAUUUACUGGAAAGUCUGUUGGAAGUUCCUAUCGCCAGCAAUUAUUGCGUUCAUAUUUCUGUUUUGGGCAGCGACAUACGAGUCUCUGACAUACUAUGAGUAUACAUACCCAAACUGGGCCGAGGCGUUAGGAUGGCUGAUGAUCUUAGCUGGGGUAGUCCCCAUACCAAUCUAUGCUGUUUAUUAUGUCAUUCGGUAUGGCAAAGGAACGUGGAGAGAGAGAUUUCAAAAUGGGUUAAAGCCAGAAUUCGACUGGGGUCCAGCACUUCAGAAACAUCGUCUAGAAGCGGGUUACCCCCUCCUCCCCGAUAACGAGGUAGACGAAGAAGAUCUUAGUAGCAUAAGCGUACCGACCAAAAAGAUGAAUGGUGAGAGUUACGAGAUGAUAAACGUAGACGGAAUAACGAGGGCCGAUGAAGCUGAGCCUGUAUGAUCAUGUGUUUGUUUUUUGAAUUUGUCAUUGAUUUAAAAUACUACACUGACAGUGACACAUGGCCAAAGACUGGACUAUAGUUUAUAGGGCUUUAAAGCCAUUAUACACUUUCGGUAAACAGUAUUGUCCAAGUCCCACACUUCGUGUAUCACAAC
Molecule: messenger RNA, 2106 nt
Organism: Asterias rubens (European starfish)
Lineage: Eukaryota; Metazoa; Echinodermata; Asteroidea; Forcipulatida; Asteriidae
Product: sodium- and chloride-dependent glycine transporter 1-like
Exons: 14
Coding region: 95-1951 (618 amino acids)
Biological process (GO): sodium ion transmembrane transport
Cellular component (GO): membrane
Source: RefSeq, a predicted model, not a curated record